AUGAGCACCUGGAUAUGGCUACUGCUGGGACUCUCUCUCCUGAUACGAAAAAAUGAAGGUGGUUUCGGUAAUCCCCACGAGGCUCGGGCAUUCUUAGAAAAAUUAACUGGUACUCCUUGUGAGUGCCAUGGUGGCACCUGGAACGGUGAGACAACCCCUCUCCUAAAUGUAGAUUGUGGUGAUAAAACAGCAUACUUAGUAAUGAGACAAAAUAUUCAUGGAGCACAGGCAUGGGUCUGUAGCAAAAAGGCUAAAAUUAUCCCCACCUCUAAUAACAAGCCUAGACCAUGCCCUUGUAUAGAAUUCCAUCCAUCUGUACAUAAUACCUGUUAUGAGCAGGUUCAACUAUGUACUGGUACAGAUAAUAAUACCUAUUUUACAGCAAUCUUGACCAGACAUUUUUUGGGGACAUUUGGAGGCGAGUGGGACACAGUCCCUCAGGUCCAGGGGACCUCAAAUAAAUAUGCCCAAUCUGGCUGUCCCGAUACAGUAGGAAAAACAGUUUGCUGGAAUAAGACUCCACCUGUGCACAUCUCUGAUGGAGGUGGACCCCAAGAUCAGGCCUCUUCUCAUAAAUCACCUGAGCGAAACUUGGAAGCUUGCUGUUUGGAACUUAUCUACACCAAGGCCGGGUUGCUUGGAUACCUGGUGACGUAAACCUCCUCCUUCACCUAACCUUAUAUACCCUGG
This is a messenger RNA of Nycticebus coucang (slow loris), 690 nucleotides long. RefSeq lists its product as uncharacterized. The record is from RefSeq and is a predicted model, not a curated record. Lineage: Eukaryota; Metazoa; Chordata; Mammalia; Primates; Lorisidae. The transcript is spliced from 2 exons. The coding region runs from base 1 to 657 and encodes 218 amino acids.